GUCUGAUUUUAUAAAAGAAAAAUCACAUUUUUCAGAUAUUUACAUUCGGAGUUUAGUAAAUAACCCCCUUACAGAAGGUUUAAUAUACAAAAUACACAGAGAGCCAUAUACAUGUGUCUUUCUCAGUUCAUACACACCAUGCACCUUAAAUUUGUCUUGUCUCUCCCCUAAAUGUCUUAAUAAAACACUUGGAAGCAAUGGAAGUCGGUUAAUAGAUGUUCAAUUUAAGCUUUUUUCAUGUUUAUAUCUAUAUUGUUCUUUAUUGACCCCUGUACUGAUAUGUCUCUAUCACCAACAGCUUGUGGAAACACACCAUUUUAUACUAAAGUACAAGCCGCCAAUGUAUCAGAAUUAUACCCAAUAGAUGGAAAGUGGCCCUGGAUUGUAAGCAUCCAGAGGAAAGUAGAAUUUGGCUACAAGCAUAUCUGCACCGGAACCAUUUUGAACAACGAAUGGAUCAUAACAGCUGCUCACUGCUUUAAAUUCUGGAAAGAAGAUGAUCCAACAACUCCACUAAGAGUUCUGCUUGGAACCUUCUACCUGUCAAAAAUUGAAUUAGGAGCUCAGACCCGGGGAGUUAAACAGUUGAUAAAACAUGAACAAUAUGAUCCGACCAGUGAGAGCAAUGAUAUUGCCUUGGUUCAACUGGAUAAGCAAGUGGAAUUCAGUGAUCAUAUCCAGCAAGCAUGUUUCCCUAAGGAAUCUGCUGAUCUGAAGAAUCUGAUCGACUGCUCCGUCGUAGGUUGGGGAGCCCAGGGAACUAAAUCUGAUGAACCAUCUCAGUUCCUGCAAGAGGCUGAAGUGGAACGGAUGGAUAUGAAGCACUGCAACUUGUACUACAAAGGGAACGUAGGAGAGAACCAUGUGUGUGCAGGCCAUCGGAAGGGGCUGGAUGGUGUUUGCCAUGGUGACAGAGGAUCGCCAUUAAUGUGCAGAACAAAGAAGAACAAUGCGUAUUCAGUAAUAGGAAUACUAAGUUGGGGUUCAGGCUGUGGUAAAACCAGAAACCCGGGGGUUUACAGCUCUAUUCAGUUCCAUAUUAAAUGGAUCAUUGAAAAAGUAAAGAAUGAGGCAGUUAAAGCAACAAUUCAAGGGAAAAGAUUACUCCCAAAACUAUUCUUUCCCUUGGUCAAACCCGAUCAUUAUAUGAACCCGAGCAGGAAAAUGGUGCAGAAUUCAGAAUUUAGGGAAAAUCUGUUAUCUACCGCCCCUUUGACUGACCUGUUACCAGAUGCAAGAAGCACCCAGGCCAGUACAGAACACAAUGAAGAAGGAACCAGCCAAUCAGAGGCAGAAAUAAAUCAGGCUGAAAACACAGGCCAACAAAAUACCCCAAUUCCUCCAGAGCAUAAUUCAGCAUAUAAUGCCCAGACAGCUGAGGAUUUCAGAGGAAAGAAAGUCCUGAAAAAACUUGUGGCUGCUGUAGCUAAACUCUUUAAAUAGAGACUGCCUCCAGCGUCCAAUCUGAAAUACAGAUUACAUUUUAUUUUUUAUAUGAAUAUAGUUAAAAUUAUUUUUAUACACAUUAAGAAU
Xenopus laevis (African clawed frog) is the source of this 1533-nucleotide messenger RNA. RefSeq names its product acrosin. Bases 238 to 1443 code for a protein of 401 amino acids. The transcript has 4 exons. The record is from RefSeq and is a predicted model, not a curated record. Lineage: Eukaryota; Metazoa; Chordata; Amphibia; Anura; Pipidae.